AUGGCAGACACAACUCCGUCAAAAAUCCCAGUAGCCAUCAACAAGCGAUCAUCAAUGUCAUCUUCUUCAUUGAUGCAGCAGUCUCUCUCUAGUACAUCAUUGUCUAACCUGCCGCCAUCAAGAAGCCAAAGCCCACUGAACAUCAGCGGUGGACCUGGCUCGGCCGGUAAUAGUGGGAAAACAGCUACUGGGCGAGCUAGUCCAGCAAAUCAACAAAGAAGAUGGAGUUUACUGAGUGGAGGUCAAGGUCCAAGUAGAAAAGCAAGUUUUGGUGAAGGAAUGACCAUGAGUGGUAGUGCUAGCUACGAGACUAACGAUCCAGCCCAAAUCAAAGCUCAAAUCAGUUCACUUCAAUCAGCUCUUGAAUCAGCGCAACAACGUUUACUGGAUGUACAAAAUGGAAAUACAUCUUCGCUGCCUUUGACACCUAUAGAGGGAUUGGUGAACCUCCCAGAGGUGGAAGUAGAUGAUCUUCAUGAUAGGUUGAUAGAAGGUGACGAGAAUGGCAGAGAUUCACCGCUAGAUCCAGAACCCCCCACAAAUGCGAAUGCUAUCAACGGAAAACCUCGGCUGAACGGACUCCCACAUUCUAACCCAUCAUUUGAUCUGAGGAGCAGAGCUGUAACGCCUGCCAGGCCGACGAGCGUCAGAAUGCCUGAUGGGCGAAGUCGUAUACCGCAAGCUGUGGUAGCAGGCUCAGCGGCACUUCAUCCUACUCCACCGCCAUUCUCGCCGUCAAAAUCCCAUGUUUCCCCACCAUCACCCAUAAAUGUCCCUGAUUCCCGCAAUUUGAGAUCACCUUUUUUAGCUCCCGAAUCACCUCAGCCACCUUCGCCAUAUGGAUCGUCAUUAGGAUUAGGGUCUAAUGUGGAUGGCAGAUUAAGUCCUAGUCCUGGUUACUUCAGACGUGCUUCAGGUGGACUUAACGACAAAGCGUCAUCUGCAAGUACCAGAGUUAUCGAUAAUCUGCAAACAGAAUUGAUUAAUACCAAAGGUCAUUUAGAAAGAGUGAAACAGGAAGUCAGGAGCGCUCAAAGAGUUAUCGGAUCCUUGACAAGGCAGACAGAAGACUUGAAGGAAACCAGAGAGAGGAUGAGAAUGGAAUGUGAAGGGUUGAAUAAUGUGAUUGCACGGAAAGAACGUCUAUUACAGGAGGUUCUUGAAAGAGCGCGAACAGCCGAAUCAGCAUUGUCGCAGCAUCAAACUACUCGCAAAGCUUUAGAACAAAGUACCAAGAAGUCACUAUCGCACAUGACGAGUCAAUUGACGGAAGCUCAGGGUGGACAGGCAAAAGCUGAGAGAGAAUGUGUAGCUUUAAGGGAUAGUGUCAAGUCGCUGAGGGAUGUUUGGGCACGAGAAGUUAAAAUGGUGAAAGACGAGUGGAAAAAAGGUGAAGAAAAGGGAAAGAAGGAGAGGGAAGAAGCGAGGGACAAACAUUUAGCUUUGGUGAAAUUGGUACAAUCACAAUCUGCUGAUCGAGCUACGAUCUUGACUCUCGCCGAAAAGGCUACCAAGCAAUCUAAUUUGGCUACAGAAGCAUUUAAAGCUCAAAUAGCCGAUCUCAGGAUAGAAAUAGAUAAGAGUAGUGAGGAGAGUAGAAUUGCCAAAACCCAAUCUGAAGAUCUCGCCAUGGAGCUUGUACGACUCCGACGAUUGAUGCGAGAACCCAGAAGAGGCAGUUUAGACAAUGCUGCUGUUAUGUCAGAGAACGAUAUUGCCAGUCUAGCCAAUGCGGAGUGA
Molecule: messenger RNA, 1740 nt
Organism: Kwoniella shivajii
Lineage: Eukaryota; Fungi; Basidiomycota; Tremellomycetes; Tremellales; Cryptococcaceae
Exons: 9
Coding region: 1-1740 (579 amino acids)
Source: RefSeq, a predicted model, not a curated record